AUGUACUUUUAUAUAUUGGCUGGUAGCGCAGAAGAUAUUCUAAUAUUCAUUAUGGCAUAUGACCGAUAUGUUGCUAUAUGUGAUCCUCUACACUACCAAACUAUUUUAAACAGGAAACACUGCCUCUUGCUGGCAUCUGGCACUUGGAUGGUUGGAAUCUUGAACUCAUGCCUGUUUACAAUUCAAGCCUCACUUAUGUCCUUCUGUCAGUCUCGCAUCAUACACCAGUUUUUCUGUGAUCCAAAAGCUCUGAUUAACAUCGCCUGUGCUGGCCUUGAACAGUUUUAUAUUGUUGUCUUUCUGGAUUUUUUUAUAUUAGGAUUAUUCCCAGCAAUGUUCAGUUUCACAUCUUAUAUAAAAAUUAUCAGGAUCAUCUUGCAGAUAAAAUCUAAGGACAGCAGAAAGAAAGCCUUCUCCACCUGCUCAUCCCACCUCACUGUUGUUAUUAUGUACUAUAUGUCAGGUGUAUGUGCGUACAUGAUGCCAACAUCAGGAUCCUCUAAUGUUCUAGAACAGGUCUUUACAACAGUGGAUGCAGUUGUUACACCCAUGAUGAAUCCUCUCAUCUACAGUCUACGAAACAAAUAUUUGAAUUGUGCUUUGCUGAGACUACUGGGGAUAAAUUUAAAUGGAAAUAAAAUUAUCAAAUUAAAGUGA
Molecule: messenger RNA, 657 nt
Organism: Pseudophryne corroboree (corroboree frog)
Lineage: Eukaryota; Metazoa; Chordata; Amphibia; Anura; Myobatrachidae
Product: olfactory receptor 2L3-like
Exons: 1
Coding region: 1-657 (218 amino acids)
Biological process (GO): G protein-coupled receptor signaling pathway; detection of chemical stimulus involved in sensory perception of smell
Cellular component (GO): plasma membrane
Molecular function (GO): olfactory receptor activity
Source: RefSeq, a predicted model, not a curated record